AAAUAUUAAUAAAUCAAUCAGUUUUAAAGCCAAAGUUUGUUGUUAAUGUAUGAACAAUCGGCGUUAGUAUCGAACCAUUAAGCACAAUAUAAUUCUUAAAGUUUAUGUCAGUUUUAUAUUGUUAUUACGAAAAAAUUCGUUACAAAAAAUCCAAACUGUGACGAACUGGUGAAUAUCCUCCCAAAUAGUCCAUGUGAACUGUCAAAGAACAGAAUUUGAGGAGGUUAGUUGAGAGGAAAGCAAAUCUUAUCGUACUGAUGGUGUUUAGUUAAAGAAAUUCCACCAUUAUGUCACAUAAUACUUUAAAAUCUAUGGGACAUGGAUUUUGUGAUGCCAUUUUUUCAAGUUCGCCUAUUAAUUUCGAUAAGGAGAAUAUAAACUCUUUAAAUGAGAAGGAAGGAACAUGUUCUGAUAUACUUGAUACACCUCAAAGAGGAGUCCAAAAUGUUACUGAAAAUAAAUGUUUAAAACUUGAAAAGCGUAAAAUAUUACUUGACAAUGAUACUGAAAAUUUGAAAUCAACAAAUAUACCUUAUACUAUAAAUCUGUCUCACUCAAAGUCUAUAAAUACAUUUCAAAGAAAACAAGUUUUAUUUCCUGAAUAUGCAGCAUCUGAUUCAAAGUAUAAAACCUCUACGAAAACAAUGUCUACAACUUCAAUGAAUGAAAAGACUUUAACCAUGCAUUCUUGUACUCCCAAACAAUAUAAAAUUCAUACUACUACAAGCAAUUCAAAAAUAAAUAUCUUGCCUCCAAAUAAAACACCUGUAAAACGUUAUUUUAGUGACAACAUUUUAUCACAAGCUACUCCUGACUGUUUUAAUGUUGUUCAAGUUGAAACACCAUGUGGUAAAUCAAACGAUAUUGGUAUUGAAGAUCAAACUGUAUAUGAAGGAGAAAAUAGUAAUUUGACUGUAGGUAUACGUGUUAGACCUUUGAAUACAAAAGAACUAAAUGAUUCAAAAGUUAUAUCAGUCGUACAAGUAAAUGGUCAAAAUAUUAUUGUCACUUGUGAAUCUGUUCAACAUACUUUCACAUAUGACCAUUGCUUUAUAUCAUCAAUAGAUGCAUCAGAACCUAGUUAUGCUAAUCAGGAAAUUGUAUUUAAAAAUAUGGUUUUACCACUAGUACAAAAUGCUUUUGAAGGGUAUAAUGUUUGUUUAUUUGCUUAUGGACAAACAGGCUCUGGUAAAAGUUAUAGCAUGAUGGGUCAAGAAUCUGCACAAAAUAAUACAAUACCACAUGAAGCAAUUGGUAUUAUUCCAAGAUUUUGUCAAGAAAUAUUUACGAGGGCAUCUAUUAAUACGAAUACUAAAACUACAGUAGAGAUUAGUUAUUUUGAAAUUUAUAAUGAAAAAAUACACGAUCUUUUAACAAAUGUUAACAGUGGAGUAAAAAGGGCUCCUCUUAAAGUAAGAGAACAUCCUGUAUUUGGACCAUAUAUUGUUGAUUUAAGUCAACAUUGCGUACAAAAUUACAAAGAUUUGCAGACUUGGCUCAAGGUAGGCAAUUCACAACGAGCUACAGCAGCAACUGGAAUGAAUGAAAAGAGUUCAAGAUCUCAUAGUAUAUUUAGUAUCAUAUUAACACAAACCCAAAAAAAUAAUCAAUUAAAUAAUGAAUCUGUGGAUGCUAGUCGACGUAGUAAAAUUAAUUUAGUAGAUUUAGCAGGUAGUGAAAGACUGAGUCAAACUUGUGCAAGCGGUGACAGAUUAAAGGAAGGAGUGUCUAUUAAUAAAUCAUUGCUUACAUUGGGAAAAGUAAUCGCAUCCUUGGCUGAAAACACAAGUAAUCGUAAACGAGGUUUUGUUCCAUAUCGUGAAUCUGUUCUUACAUGGCUGCUAAAGGAAAGCCUCGGAGGAAAUUCAAGAACAGCAAUGCUUGGAACAGUAUCACCAGCUAAUAUACACAUAGAAGAGACGCUUGCAACACUCCGAUAUGCUUGUCAAGCUCGAGCCAUUGUUAAUCGUGUUCGAAUCAAUGAAGAUCCACAUGAGAAAUUAAUUCGGGAAUUGAAAGCGGAAGUAUUGCGAUUGCGCGGUGUACGUGAAGGAUACGAAAAGCAACUUGGUAUUCUUCCACGUCGUCUUCUCGAUUCCGUCCCACCGGUUAACCAAAAUAACGAUGAAAUUAAGCAGAAACAACAAGAAAUUGAUAAAUUAAGGCACCAGCUAAAGAAGACUGAAGAACAACUUGCGAUUACUGAAAUGACUUGGCAAAUGAAAUUGCGGGAUACCGAGGAAAAGAAAAAUUCUGAAAUAAAGUACUUACGUCGCUGUGGUAUCGCUAUUGAACUCGAUUUUCGUGAGAAGGAUAAGCAACCUUGUCUUAUAAAUCUCGCGGCCGAUCCUAUGUUAUCUGGUACGCUUUUGUAUCUCAUUCCUCCAGGACUUGUUCGUAUCGGAAAAAAUUCAGGUUGUCAGAACUUUUCCGAACAUUUGGAUAUCAUGUUGGAUGGACCACUGGUUAGGCCUUUACACUGUACUAUUGAAAACAGUAAUGGGAAACUUAUAUUAUCAUCAGAAAUGGAAGGAGAUACGUUCGUGAAUGGACAGGUGGUAACUGGCAAAGUUAUUUUAAAACAUGGUGAUCGAUUAGUAAUUGGCGGCAAUCAUUAUUUUAAAGUCUCAAGUCCUUAUGAUGAACAUAGCAAUAUACAAAUUUCAGCGCAGGCUGUAGACUAUGAAUUUGCUCAUCAAGAAAUUCUAAAAGUGCAAGAAGAAAAAUUAAGGGCAGAGUUAGAAGAAAGUAAACAGAAAGCAAUAAAAGAAUUAGAAAAUGCUAAACGAGAAGUUGAAAUGCAAUUGGGAUCGCAAAAAUUAUCGUAUGAACGUAAAAUCGAAAUUCUUGGUUCCACGGUCCAAGAGCAGAAACUCGCAUUGGAACAAAUUCAUCAAAAGAAGAAAGAAUUAGAAUUGGAAAAAGAAUUACUCGAAAACGAAGUUGAGACAAAUAAUAGAUUAAAACAAAUACAAAUAGAUCAAAAAAAAGUUAGCGUCGCGCCAUAUAAAUCUAAUUUCUUACAAGAACUGGAAAGCAUUUUAAAUGAAAGGGCGGCAGAUGCCGAAUUCGCUCUCAAAAUGAAAGCUAGCGCAGAAGCAAUAAGUGACGGUGGUAUUAGCUUACAUGAAAUGCAAAUAUUGGUAAAAGAAGCUACCGAACGGUGUAGAGAAGUUGGUCUUAAUUAUGAGUUUGAUCAACAACAAAUAAUUGUUAAUAAGAGUCUGAAACCUGUAGUUCGUAUACGUAAUAGAGAUAGCAUGAGAGAGACAUUCUGGCAGUCAAUGCGUUUUUUAGAUUGGGUUCAUCGUUUGCGAGACUAUGAUAUAGAAGAUUCAAUAAAGGAGCUUUGUACAUCAGAAGAAACUUGGGAACCCUAUGAAAAUACAGAAACUUUUGAGGACUCCCUAAAUAAUAGCCGAAUUUCAAUAAACAUUACACCAGUAAAAAAGCAUUUAAACGAAAGUCUACAACAACUCUCAUUAGAUACGUCCAUACUUGGAAGUACAUUAAUUAACCAAACGUUUGAUAUUUCCAAAGAUCAAGAAAUCAUAAAUACGUGUCUUGUUCAGAUGGAACUCGCUACAAAAACUUUACAUAAAUUAUGCACUAGAAAUGGUGGAAUUCAGUCAGUUGCGGAAUCACUUGAUAAUAUGCAAAGUAUCAUUUGUAGUUUACGUGAAAUUUUAGAAAUAGAAGAUAUAAAUAAAUAUUCCAAUGAAAGUGUAACUCCUAUGCAGAGUUUCAAUAAUAGUGUAAUAGAAGAUUCUGACACAAAUUUGGCAGUUUCUAAAAAUUACAAUAUAAAAUCUGUUUCUCUGACAAAAUCUACUUUACGCAAUAGUAUUAACGGUUUUGAUAAGAAAAGUGUUAGAUUUAAUGAUAAAUUACAACAAGAAUUAACCUAAUGAAAAUUAACAUCAUUACAUAAUAUUUAACGUAAUUAAAUAAGAUAACUAUUUGUAGGGAGACUUAAAGCGUAUAUUAAUAAUAUACUUUAAAGACAUUAAUUGGAACAAAAAAUAUAUUUAGCUGCAUUUAUAUGUAACUGUACCAUUUUAUUUCUUAUUACUCAUAAGGCGUUAUGUAAUAUUUAUAUACAUACAUCCAUACAAAAUAUUACAAUAUG
Bombus impatiens (common eastern bumble bee) is the source of this 4129-nucleotide messenger RNA. RefSeq names its product kinesin-like protein KIF14 (gene neb). Bases 288 to 3908 code for a protein of 1206 amino acids. Gene Ontology annotation, cellular component: kinesin complex; microtubule. Gene Ontology annotation, biological process: microtubule-based movement. Gene Ontology annotation, molecular function: ATP hydrolysis activity; ATP binding; microtubule binding. Lineage: Eukaryota; Metazoa; Arthropoda; Insecta; Hymenoptera; Apidae. The record is from RefSeq and is a predicted model, not a curated record. The transcript is spliced from 12 exons.